AUGCAUUCUAUCCAAAUCAUCAACGAUAACGCGUCUUUCACAUCUACACUCGCUUCCUUUGAUAAUCGCCCUACUCUCCGGCGACGGAAAACCGUCCAGAAGCUGUCGAGAUGGGUGUCGAGGCGGAUUUCGAGGCCAACGCUCUCGCCUGAUUUAAAAUACGAUGAUGAUGCCAUCCGCUCUGAUGAGGCCGUUCAAGACGAUGAAGAUCAUAUCCACGAGUCCUACGCGGCGUAUUGUUAUGCCUUUACGGCGUCAGGGCAGUCAUGUCCGCAGAAGAAGACAUUGAGCAUAUCGUUGGACCAUGACGAUCAAUUGGCUAGCAAGGAAGAACCAUAUUCACCAGAUGCGCCCUUUUUUCCUUCGCCUCCUCCCGAGAUCCUCACCCCUUCACUCUAUGCAGAAAUGACUCGAACGCGCAGUAAGAAGGAAUGGCGACAGCGAAUAUGGUCACCUUUUCUGUGGUUCUUCAACAAUCGGUGA
This is a messenger RNA of Aspergillus wentii DTO 134E9, 483 nucleotides long. RefSeq lists its product as uncharacterized. Bases 1 to 483 code for a protein of 160 amino acids. The transcript has a single exon. The record is from RefSeq and is a predicted model, not a curated record. NCBI's taxonomy places the organism in Eukaryota, Fungi, Ascomycota, Eurotiomycetes, Eurotiales, Aspergillaceae.